Molecule: messenger RNA, 702 nt
Organism: Dentiscutata erythropus
Lineage: Eukaryota; Fungi; Glomeromycota; Glomeromycetes; Diversisporales; Gigasporaceae
Source: the annotation of a GenBank genome assembly
AUGACUAGAAAAUAUCGUAAUCCAAAAGAACACUCGCUUAUGUUAUUAAAUGAACACAUUAAAUUUCUUAAUAGAUUCAAAAGAAAACUCCCUAAUCAAUAUCACUCGUUAAUUAAUAAAGAAAAAGAAAAGACCGAAGGACAAAUCGUUUUCGUUAAUAGAGAAUUUACCGCGGACUAUGCAAAGACUAUUAAAGAACUUGAAAACGAACUAGAAGUUUUUAAGAAACAAAUUAGAAGUCUCGAAGCCACAAUUAGAAAACUCGAAAAAAAAACUGAAAGAAAAGAUGAAAGAAUCGACCAAUUAAAAAACGAAAACGAAUAUUUACAUGAUAAAAUAAACGACAGAGAUAAUAUUAUCCGUAUUAAAGAUGCAACUAUCAUGGAAAAAGAUGAUCAAAUUAAUGUUUUACAAGUCGAUUACGAUAAAAGUAUAGACAAUAGUUUAGAUUUAAGCUUUAAGCUAGAAGAAGAACGUGCACACAGAGAUAAAACUAUCGAAGAAAACAACAAAUACUAUUUCGAAGAAGUCAGGAAAAAUAAUGAAUAUGAAAAAAAGAUCCGUGACUUGGUAUUAAGAAAUAGGAACUGUGCUCAAUUUCAAAUCAAGCAAGCGAACGAAUUUACUAUAAAAGAACUGAGGCUAAGCAGCGAAAUAGAACAACUGAGACGAGAAAACGAAACAUAUAAAUCACAACGAUGA